AUGUCAUUCGAAGAUAACGAUAAUAGCGGUUCUGAUCACGAUUUUGGAGAUCUCUUUGGCUCUGAGGACGAAGCAUCUGAUAUCGAUGAUGGACGUUCUCAAUCUUCAGUGGAGCAACAGAAUUCACCAGUACAGACAACCACAGCAACAGCCACAAAAGCGUCUAAUGAUCUUGAUAACCUAUUUGGAAGUGAUGAUGAAUCAGCGUCUGACGAUGAGCCUGAGAAAAGACAAACAUUGAAACAGAGAAGAGCUCGCACACCGCAAUCAUCUGAAGAUGAGCGAGAUGCUGGACGCAAGAGCCCUACAGGCUACGAUGAUGAUAUGGAAGAAGAGGAAGAUAAUCAAUACGGCAGCCAGUCAAAUAGGAAGCAACGCGUGGAAGUUUCAUUGGAGAUGCCUCAAUUACCAGUACCCUAUAGCGAUAACAAUAAGUAUUACCUUGCCAAACUACCUCGAUUUUUGGACAUUGAAGUGAAUCCAUUCGUGCCAGACGAGUUCGAAGUGCAAAUCGAGGAAGGAUUAACAGAGGCGCAAGAACAAGAAUCUAUACGUGAACAAAUUGAAAACACAAUUCGAUGGAGAAGAGUACUAGAGGGUGGCUACGAGACCAUGCAAUCAAACGCACAUUUAGUGGAAUGGGAGGAUGGCAGAGUAUCAAUGAUGCUGGGCGACGAAUGCUUCGAUGUGGGCAGUAAACCAGUCGGCAACCAAGAGCAUGCGUAUCUAUUGGCACAUCAAACAGGAUCCGGCGCACUCGAAAGUCAAACCGAAUUCACUGACCACAUGACAUUCAGACCAAGUGGUCUCAAAAGUGAUACGCAUCGCCAUCUUACUGCACAAAUUGCUGAUAAACAAGUCAAGAAGAACAGAACCAAGAUGUUCUUUACUGAAAAGGAUCCCGAGCUCAUGAAGCAAGAAUUAGAAUCACAAGAAAAUGAACGUUUGAAAGCACAAAAGAAAUUGGAACUUCAACGUAGAAAGGCAGACAUGCGUUACGGUGAUGUGAGCUCACGUCGCAAUAACGAUUUUGGCGAUUAUGAUGUUGCUGAUUAUUCAUCGCACCACGUUGGAGGCAGUGGCGGUGGUGCUCAAGACCGCUAUGAAGAUGACUUUGUUGUGGAUGAUGACGAAUACGAUGAAGAAGAAGAGAGAUCAAGAGAAAACAGAUUAUCGCAAGCUAAAAGCUCAGGCAUGGAUAGAUACAAACGGGCUCGCUAUAGCGAUGAAGAGGAGGAAGAAGAGGAAGAAGAUGAGGACUAUGGAAAUGACGAUGACGAUGAAGAGGAAGUUGUGGUUAGAAGACACAAGCGUAAUCGUAUCUUGAGCGAUGAAGAUUAA
Messenger RNA from Mucor velutinosus, 1341 nucleotides. RefSeq lists its product as uncharacterized. The record is from RefSeq and is a predicted model, not a curated record. Gene Ontology annotation, cellular component: Cdc73/Paf1 complex; nucleus. The transcript has 4 exons. Lineage: Eukaryota; Fungi; Mucoromycota; Mucoromycetes; Mucorales; Mucoraceae. Gene Ontology annotation, biological process: positive regulation of transcription elongation by RNA polymerase II; transcription elongation by RNA polymerase II. Gene Ontology annotation, molecular function: RNA polymerase II C-terminal domain phosphoserine binding. The coding region runs from base 1 to 1341 and encodes 446 amino acids.